Molecule: messenger RNA, 1493 nt
Organism: Epinephelus moara (kelp grouper)
Lineage: Eukaryota; Metazoa; Chordata; Actinopteri; Perciformes; Serranidae
Product: nuclear factor 7, brain-like
Exons: 1
Molecular function (GO): zinc ion binding; protein binding
Source: RefSeq, a predicted model, not a curated record
UUUACAAGAGCGAAGACUCAAAGUGAAACUAAAUUUCAGGAAACAGGGAGUGGCUGAGCUGUCUACCUGCUGUGAUUUCAGCCUCGCUCAGAGACAAAAUGGCUUCAAGACUGGAAAAAGAUUUCUGCUGUUCUGUCUGUCAGGAAGUGUUUAAUAAUCCUGUUGUCCUGUCAUGUAGCCACAGCUUCUGUACAGACUGUCUGCAGAGCUGGUGGAGAGAGAAACGAACACGCGAGUGUCCACUCUGUAACAGAAGAUCUUCAAAGCCAGAUCCACCUUUAAACCUGGUGUUAAGGAACCUGUGUGAGAGUUUGUUACAGGAGAGAGAUCAGAAAGCCUCAGAGGCUCUCUGCAGUCUGCACUCUGAGAAACUAAAACUCUUCUGUCUUGACCAUCACCAGCCGGUGUGUGUCGUCUGCAGAGAUUCAGAUAAACACACCAACCACAGAUUCAAACCCAUCGAUGAAGCUGCACGACAACACAAGGAGGAACUUCAGGAAACUCUGGAGCCCUUAAAGCAGAAGUUAAAGUUUUCUGAACAUGUUAAGGAGGAAUGUGAUCAAACAGCAGAACACAUUCAGGUCCAGGCCCAACGCACAGAGAGGCAGAUUAAGGAGCAGUUUGUGAAGCUUCACCAGUUUCUAGAAGAGGAAGAGGAGGCCAGGAUGGCUGCACUGAAGGAGGAAGAGGAGCAGAAGAGUCAGAUGAUGAAGGAGAAGAUGGAGGCUCUGAGCAGAGAGAUAGCAGCUCUUUCAGACACAGUCAGAGCCACAGAGGACGAGCUGAGAGCUGAAGACGUCUCAUUCCUGCUCAACUACAAGGCUGCAGUGGACAGAGUCCAGCAGCGCCCCCUGCUGGAUGAUCCACAGCUGCUCUCAGGAGCUCUGAUAGACGAGGCCAAACACCUGGGCAACCUGACCUUCAACAUCUGGAACAAGAUGAAGGACGUGGUCUCCUACAAUCCACUGGUUCUGGACCCAAACACUGCUGAUCCAUAUCUAGCGCUGUCUGAAGAUCUGACCAGUGUGACACCAGGACAGAAACAGCAGCUUCCCGAUAAUCCAGAGAGAAUAAAAUACUGGUCUGUCCUGGGCGCUGAGGGCUUUAACUCAGGGACUCACAGCUGGGAUGUUGACGUUGCAUACAGUAAAGGCUGGACACUGGGUGUGUUAGCAGAGUCCGUCCAGAGGAAGGAACCCAUACAGUCUGGAUUAUGGACAAUACGGUUCUGUGGAGAGAAAUACAGAGUGAUAUCCCCACCAGAUCCAGAAACUGUUCUUGUAACGUGGCAGCAGUUCCAGAGAAUCAGAGUGAAUCUGGACUGGGACAGAGGAAAACUGUCGUUCUUUGAUCCUGAUACUAACACACACAUACACACCUUCACACACACAUUCACUGAGAAACUGUUUCCAUUUAUAAAAACUGUGAUUCUCCCGAUGAGGGUUUUACCAGUGAAGGUCUCUGUGACCAUAACAACAGAAAAUGAUGAUGAU